AUUAAGAAUAUGUUUCUCUUCAGCCGAUCUCUUCGCAAAUCAAUGACGCGUCAGGAAGACAUAGCGCGGCAACUAGACGAGUUGACCGACUACCGGCCGUACUUCACGUGGUGGGUGAGCACGGUGCAGACGUUGGUGCUGCUGCUCUCGCUGCUGUGCUACGGGUUCGGCCCGGUGGGCUUCGGGCGGCACACGCACUCCGGGCAGGUGCUGGUGAAGAGUUUGAGUUUGCAGCAGGUGGAGUGGGAGGAACCGGCGUCAUUCUGGCUGGGUCCGCGGGCGGCUGACCUGAUACACUUGGGCGCGAAGUUUGCGCCGUGCAUGCGGAGGGAUGCGCGGAUAGCGAGGGCCAUCGCGGCCUCAGCGAGACGGGAGAGGGACACCGCGUGCUGCAUACGAAACGACGAUUCGGGCUGCGUGCAGUCGUCUAAGGCUGAUUGUUCCAUAAGAGGAUUAAUACCAAAGAACACGAUAUCAACGUGGAAAAAAUGGUCGUCCGGUGAUUCGGGCCCAGGUGGUCGGAUAUCGGGUUCCGUUUGUGGAUUAGAUCCAAA
This is a messenger RNA of Manduca sexta (tobacco hornworm), 554 nucleotides long. RefSeq names its product inactive rhomboid protein 1-like. Gene Ontology annotation, biological process: regulation of protein secretion; regulation of epidermal growth factor receptor signaling pathway. The annotation marks the transcript as partial. The transcript is spliced from 4 exons. Lineage: Eukaryota; Metazoa; Arthropoda; Insecta; Lepidoptera; Sphingidae. The record is from RefSeq and is a predicted model, not a curated record. Gene Ontology annotation, cellular component: endoplasmic reticulum membrane.